This is a messenger RNA of Fusarium oxysporum Fo47, 922 nucleotides long. RefSeq names its product FKBP-type peptidyl-prolyl cis-trans isomerase. NCBI's taxonomy places the organism in Eukaryota, Fungi, Ascomycota, Sordariomycetes, Hypocreales, Nectriaceae. Gene Ontology annotation, molecular function: peptidyl-prolyl cis-trans isomerase activity. The transcript has 6 exons. The record is from RefSeq and is a predicted model, not a curated record. The coding region runs from base 164 to 610 and encodes 148 amino acids.
UUGAUCAUACGGGGAGCUCAACAGAAGAAAUCCCAUUGUUCCUGUUCCUGGGCCUGGCACCGCAUCAGCACUGCAUUUCACUUGCCUCGUCCCAACGCUUGCUCAGCUGUUAGGUUUAGGUACUGUAGGUAUAAAGCUCCACGCUCGCCUCCUCUUUUUCAAGAUGCGCCCUUUCUCUCCUGCAUCCAUCUCCCGCGUUACUCGCACAACCACUCGAAUCAAUCCCUUUUUUACCCAACCUCGCAACUUUUCUUUCACACAAGCCAUAAUGGGUGUUCAGAAGACCAUCAUCUCCGAGGGCAGCGGCGCCUCUCCUCAGGUCGGCCAAAAGGUCACCAUCCAAUACACCGGCUGGAUCAAGGACGAGUCCAAGCCUGACAACAAGGGUGACCAGUUCGAUAGCUCCGUCGGCCGUGGUGCCUUUGUGGUCCCCAUUGGUGUUGGCCAGGUCAUCAAGGGCUGGGAUGAGGGUGUUACCCAAAUGAAGCUCGGCGAGAAGGCCCUUCUCGACAUCACUCCUGACUACGGCUACGGCGCUCGCGGCUUCCCCGGCGCCAUUCCCCCCAACGCCACCCUCCUCUUCGAGGUUGAGCUCCAGAAGAUUAACUAAGUCCCUCAACUAUCUACCGCUAUCCUUCGAUCGAGUCUGGGAACAUGAAGCUUUGACGGGCUUCUGAUUAGCUGCAAACGCUCAACGAAUGCUACGAUCGACCUGGUGCUCAUUAUACCCCUACAGACAUGUAGCAUCGGGGUGCAGUAUGGAGUGAGGAACCAAAUAUGGCGACUUCUACAUAUUUCCUAGGGACGGUCAAACAAAGAAUAAUUGAGAUCCAACGUGAACCUCUGUGAUGACCAUUGCUGGCAUGUGUUGGUGAACAAAAGGAUGCACCGAUAAAUUGAAAGAUAUAAUCAAGUAUCUCGA